This is a messenger RNA of Trifolium pratense (red clover), 1717 nucleotides long. Its product is annotated as protein RETICULATA-RELATED 1, chloroplastic-like. Lineage: Eukaryota; Viridiplantae; Streptophyta; Magnoliopsida; Fabales; Fabaceae. The record is from RefSeq and is a predicted model, not a curated record. Gene Ontology annotation, biological process: plant organ development. Gene Ontology annotation, cellular component: chloroplast inner membrane. The transcript is spliced from 7 exons. Bases 214 to 1404 code for a protein of 396 amino acids.
UGUGCCUGCUAAGUACAUGGGGUUUCCCCGCGAGAGUUCGAAUCUCUCAGGCGACGAAUCAGUUUUUAUUUUUUGUUUUAUUUGUUUUCAACAACGUUUGUAACAUGUUUUUGUUUUGUUUCAUGUUAGUUCGAAAAAACCGUUCUUUCUCACAGAACAAACAACACUGGUUACCUCUGACGGCACUACAGCAACAGAAACAACAACAACACCAUGACACUUUCUUCACUCACUUUCACCAUUUCCAACACAACAACAGCAAUUCAAAACACACCACAAUUCAACAACAACAACGUUGUUCCUGUUCCUUCUCUCAACACUUUUUGUUCCAUCACUCUCAACAAUUCAUUCAACAAAACCCAUCUUUUUAGAAUCCAUUGCAUAAAUCAAGACCCUCUUUCCCCUUUAGAACCUCUCAAAUCCGAUCAAAAUCUACCUUUUGGUAAUGACGGCGGAGAUGAUGACGGCGGCGACAAUUUCGGCGGAGGAGGCGGCGGAAAUGAUGGAAAUGGUGGAGAAGAAGAAGGUGAUGAAGAGUUUGGUCCUUUGUUGAAUUUUGAAGCUGUUAUGAAUGAAGUUGAAGCUCGUGGUGUUAAGUUACCUUCUGAUAUGGAAGAAGCUGCCAGAAUUACUGGCAUUAGAGAAAUGUUUCUUCUUCGUUACUUGGAAUUACAAGGUUCUGCCUGGCCAUUGUCUUUUCUGAUGAAGAAUUGUGCUAUGUUGAGAAAUAGAAUGUUAGCAGAUCCUUCUUUUCUCUUUAAAGUUGGAAUUGAGAUUGUUAUAGACUCUUGUUGUGCAACGUUUGCGGAGGUUCAGAAAAGAGGCAAGGAUUUCUGGGCUGAAUUUGAGUUGUAUGCUGCUGAUCUUCUUGUUGGUGUGGUUGUUGACAUUGCUUUGGUGGGUCUGUUGGCACCUUAUGCACGAAUUGGGACGCCUUCUUUGUCAAAAGGUUUACUAGGACGCAUUCAACAUGCUUGUGCUGCUCUUCCUAGCAGUGUUUUUGAAGCUCAAAGACCAGGAUGCAAAUUCACUGCAAUGCAGCGUGUUGCCACGUUCUUCUACAAGGGUGCAUUGUAUGGAUCUGUUGGCUUUGGAUGUGGUAUUAUUGGUCAAGGAAUUGCAAAUAUGAUCAUGAAUGCCAAAAGGAGCAUUAGUAAAUCUGAAGAUGACAUACCUAUUCCUCCUCUUGUGCAAAGUGCCGCCCUUUGGGGUUUCUUCCUCGCUGUGUCAUCCAACGCUCGUUAUCAAAUUAUCAACGGACUGGAAAGCCUCGUUGAAGCGUCUCCAGUGGCAAAGAAGAUCCCACUUGUUGCAAUGGCAUUCACCGUUGGUGUACGAUUCGGUAACAACAUAUACGGUGGUAUGCAGUUUGUAGAUUGGGCCAAAUUGAGCGGCGUACAAUAAGUACCCUCACCUACACUUCCCUUUCGCACCAGCGCCGUUGAAAAGGUAUAUCCAAAGUUGGUUCAGGCUUAGCUCAUUAUCGUCGAAGUGGAAGAUUCUUACUCAACAGGUGAAGCUACCAUCAUAUUUUGUUUUCAUCUGUUGGGAAACCUCUAUUGGGAUUAGAAUAGGACCAUAACCCUUCACUCAUGUCACUUUUUCUUUGGUAUUGUUUGAUGGUGUAUAACUUAGUUAUAUCAGAUUUUGUUUUCUUCUCAAAAUUUUGUAACACAGUGCUCAAUCAUUAGUUUAUUAGUAAUUACUCUUUCAUUGA